Phycomyces blakesleeanus NRRL 1555(-) is the source of this 429-nucleotide messenger RNA. RefSeq lists its product as hypothetical. The transcript has a single exon. The record is from RefSeq and is a predicted model, not a curated record. Lineage: Eukaryota; Fungi; Mucoromycota; Mucoromycetes; Mucorales; Phycomycetaceae. Bases 1 to 429 code for a protein of 142 amino acids.
AUGAAAUUCUCACUUGUUAAGCUCAUCUGCUCAAAAGGCCCUCAAAAGGACCCCAAACAUCCAAAACAUCUCAGUAUACCGACUGUACGUACCCAGAUAAGACUCGAAACAGAAGUGGCUGCCUCGCUCUUAAACUUGGAUUCAGUACAGGCUCGUCCCCAGUUAAAAGAUACCUACUUUGCUGCACCGAACACAAGAUACAUGGGAAAGAAGCCCGUUGCUGUCACAACCUCUUCCGCCCCGCCUCAAGCGUCUGUAGGCCAAGUCUUCUGCAUUGGUGAUUCUGUAUCUUCCUCGCUUUCUUCCUCUUCGGCAGGGUGCGACUCACAAGAUCUAGACGAAGGGUACAGCUCGACAGCAUUGUCAGUAUUGGAUCCAGACAUCACUCACGUCUGUGAUGUUGCGUUCUUUGAACGAUCCGUCUAUUGA